Molecule: messenger RNA, 786 nt
Organism: Spirometra erinaceieuropaei
Lineage: Eukaryota; Metazoa; Platyhelminthes; Cestoda; Diphyllobothriidea; Diphyllobothriidae
Source: the annotation of a GenBank genome assembly
AUGAGUCAAAAUCUAAAUAAAAUAGAACAUGACACACCAUUCGGUCACACUGACUACGUUCCCACAGACGAGACGCGCAACUUCAGUGCCCUCUUCCCCUCCAUCGACGGACUCACAGAACGGCUAAAGACAAGAGGCACAAUCAACAUUGCUGCGGAUUUAGACGUCUACACGCCUGAACAGGUUAGGGAAUUUGACGAGAAGAUCGCUACUAACCCCCUGCCAUGUGACAACUACCGCAAGCUGGCCUGGGACGGUCAGCAUUCUCCUACUCCCAGUGCGGAGCUAACACAUCCUGCUGCGGGGACGGCAACAAAACGUGGAGCCAAGCACUCCAUAAUGGCAGAGCCUGUCACAUCAACGGAAACAUUUAGUGAACUACCAGAAUUGGAGGCGUAUUAUCGGGGAUCCUCGUCUACGCCUUUUCGAAUUGAUCCCAUGGCUUGUCACCUGAUUGAUCAGUCAGCAGCCCUGGCACAAGAUCGACGACUGAAAUGUCGGCUAGGGAAUAGCGUCAUCCUCCUGAACGAUCCUGUCUAUGCACAAUGGCUUCGAGGCAUUGUACAGAAGGAAAUGGAUGAGGAGGAGGACAAGCUGUGUGCAGAACGCAUGCAGGAGGAGGUUGUUCGCGAUGCCAAAGCCAAAAAGAAAGGCCGUUACGUGGUGGAUGAGCUCUUUAAUGCUAUGCGGUUGCCGGAGAUCUGUGAUCAGAAGCCCUGGUUACCACAGUCGAAACAAACGGAGAAACUUCCGCGACUUUCGAGCGCCAGUCGUUCGACAGAGUAA